Molecule: messenger RNA, 1600 nt
Organism: Desarmillaria tabescens
Lineage: Eukaryota; Fungi; Basidiomycota; Agaricomycetes; Agaricales; Physalacriaceae
Exons: 4
Coding region: 189-1523 (444 amino acids)
Source: RefSeq, a predicted model, not a curated record
GGUAGUUGCCCAAUAUCAGGCAUGACAGAUGGAUUUCACUUCGACGUCAUGAUGCAUUUAGAGAAAUGGUUGCAAUUGCAUAAAGGUAGCGGGUGAAGGAGCACAUACAUCUUAUAUCAUGAUGCACAGAUUAAUGCUGACCCCCAUCGUUAUCUUGCUUUCCUUUUUCCUCCCCUUCCCACUGCCAGAUGUCCGGCAGUCUGGUAUUACUAGACGACUCGGCCUUCUCGCCUGGCUUCAGUCCCAGCUAUCUUUGGAGCCGUGAUUCUGGCCAUCCGUGGUAUCAACGGUGGUAUCAGCAUUAUUCUUCUUGGGCAGAGCAUAGCAAUGCAAGCAACUCGACAUACGGAUCCUUCUCAGUUACAUUCGAAGGUAUUUCGAUCGCUUUCACUGGUAACACUCCUCCUGGUACAAACAAACAGACUUUCUCCGUGUUCAUCGAUGAAGCAUACGCCUAUGUCGCUUCGUACCCUUCUCAGGCGGAGUAUAUGCAGUGGUAUAUGUCACCGACGCUGGAAGAGGGCAGCCAUACUAUCACUCUUACAGAGAUGGAUGAGACCGACGUGGACUAUGCCCUCGUCGGUGUCGGCGAUCAGACAACUGUCUUAGGUAAAGACCUCCUGGUGGACGACACUAGUGAUCGUAUAAUAUGGACUGGAGACUGGAAGACAAAUAAAGGUACCCUAAUGUAUAUCACGGAGCCUUACAUUGUCAACCAUCCGCUUGGGAACUCUACGAAGGACAGUAAAACUGUUGGGGACUCUUUUUCUUUCGAGUUUACAGGGACGAAUGUAUCUGUGUUCGGGAUCCAGAGGAAUUCUAUAGUCGGAGUCAUCUCCGCUGAUUUCAGUGUAGAUGGAGGGGAAACCACUACAUUCUCUACAACCAGUGCGAGUUCUGGUAAUGACUUAGCCAACACGAUGUUCUUUUCGUCUUCGAUCCUCGAUUUUGGGGUCCAUACGCUUAUCAUGAACAUCACAGAUGUCGCUGGUGACCAGUCGCUGAAGCUAGAUUACCUCACCUAUUCUAAUCAGGUGUCCAAUAGCAACAGCUCGUCAUCACCUUCAAGUAGUAGUGCCAGUUCCUCCAGCUCGAAUCUGCCUUCUAGUUCCACUUCGGAUUCGCCUUCUGGUUCCAGCCCGUCGUAUUCACCAUCCAAAACGACCAACUCUAAAGGCAUUGUUGGAGGGGUGGUGGGCGGUGGUGUUGCUUUACUCCUGAUAAUAGCAGGCGCUCUGUUUUGGUGGCGACGAAAAAAACGAGCUCAUCAUAAGGCUAAUUUGAUCAGCUUGUCUCAAUCGUUUACCUACACCCCAGACCAAUCUAUUGCUCGCCAGGCUGAGCCGUCCGGGAAUCGAGCGGAAAUCAGACGCCGACUAGAUGAAAUCAACAGUUUGAUAGCCCAGAUGGAGCAACCCUCAAACGAAAUGACACAGAUACAGGAGAUGCAGAAUCGAAUCGAGAUGUUGACUGAGGAGAAUACACAGUUGAUGGGAGUAUCGCCUCCAGCUUACGAAGACUGAAGGAUUCCGCUGGUGUGGGAUAUUGCAUUGCUUUGUCACACUUUUACUUCGCCAAGUGGGUGGGCUGCGAGAACGGC